AUGGAUGUUGACAGUCCAGCGAUAGAUAAUUCCAGCAGUCCUGCUGAAAAAACUUCGGACUGGCGUCAAGCUUAUGUUCAGUAUUUGACAACCAAUGAACUCCCAGAAUAUGAGCAUCUCGCUUCAAAGGUGAAGAAGAACGCUUUUAUAUAUUCAAUAACCGAGGGACAGUUGUACCGUAAACCUGUAUCUUUGGAGCCAUUUUUGCGGUGCAUAUCAACAGAAGAAGGGCAACAGAUAUUGGCGGAGGUUCAUGAAGGAAUAUGUGGCAACCAUUCUGGGGGGGCGCAAUUUGGAAUCCCAGACGCAAUUAUAUCAGACAAUGGGAAGCAGUUCGAUUCUGGGGUGAUCCAAGAUUUUUGCAAGAACCUGAAUAUUCGCCACAAUUUCUCAACUCCUUACUAUGCUCAGAGCAAUGGGCAGGCGGAAGCGACCAAUCGUGUUAUCAUGGACAAUCUCAAGAAAGGGCUGGAGCAAGCGAAGGGGAAGUGGACAGAAGAAUUCCCUGGAGUCUUAUGGUCCUAUCGGACGACCCUAAAAAGAUCCACUGGAUUUUCACCAUUUACGCUGGCUUAUGGUACAAAGGUAGUCAUACCCACCGAGGUACAUCUCAAGACUACCAAAACUCGAGCUGUCAAAUCUGGGAAAAACGACAGCAUACUGGCUCUGGAUAAAGAGUUGCUGAAGAACAGAGACAUCCUUGCAGCAGUUAGUCCGAUACCAGCAGGCAAUCAAGUUGAGAUAUGA
Papaver somniferum (opium poppy) is the source of this 747-nucleotide messenger RNA. RefSeq lists its product as uncharacterized. The transcript is spliced from 2 exons. Lineage: Eukaryota; Viridiplantae; Streptophyta; Magnoliopsida; Ranunculales; Papaveraceae. Bases 1 to 747 code for a protein of 248 amino acids. The record is from RefSeq and is a predicted model, not a curated record. Gene Ontology annotation, biological process: DNA integration. Gene Ontology annotation, molecular function: nucleic acid binding.